CGUCUCCGCCUGCAGGCUGCUGCUGGAUGGAUGCAUUAGAAUAUCAUUACAGUCCCGUCUACAGCUCCAUGCUUUACACCGGAGAGCAAUAAUGAGGCCAAAUAGUCAGUCGCUCAAACACAGAUCUCCACAUGACACAGAGAGGGAGUUUGGAGGAACCCUGGGUGCCAUAUGCAUCCCUAUCUUUCUCCCGUUGAUGGUGCUGUUCCUGAUCAGUGUGAGUCGAUCCCCUGAGGCCAGUGUGCUCCAGUGGCCCCCUCAGCUCCCCUCCACUGACCAGCUGUGGGAUCCUCUGGCCCUCGUGCUUCUGCUGGGCUGGAUCGCUCUGCAUGCCCUCCUCUAUGUGAUGCCAUUAGGAAAGGUGUCUGAAGGAUUAGUGCUGAGGGAUGGAACGCGUCUCAAGUAUCCCAUAAACGGUUUUCAUGGCCUGUGCAUCAGUGGUGUGUUACUGAUGUUGUUGCUGGGGCUCGGGGCUCCUCUGGGGUAUCUGUUUGAGCUGCUGGUGCCUCUGGCAGUGUGUGCAAUAGCAGUGUCAUUCCUGUUCUCUGUCUACCUCUACAUCCGCUCGUUUUGGGUUCCUUCUCAUGCUCUUGCUUUGGGGGGCAACACAGGAAAUCCCCUCUAUGACUUCUUCAUCGGACGGGAGCUAAACCCCCGGAUUAGGAACUUUGACCUAAAAUAUUUCUGUGAGCUCAGACCAGGUCUGAUUGGCUGGAUGGUCAUAAACCUCGGCAUGCUGAUGAAGGAGGUGGAGCUCCGAGGCUCCCCCUCACUCGCCAUGAUUCUGGUCAACUGUUUCCAGCUGCUGUAUGUGGCAGAUGCUCUGUGGAAUGAGGAAGCUGUUCUGACAACCAUGGACAUUGUGCAUGAUGGUUUCGGCUUCAUGCUGGUCUUCGGGGACCUGGCCUGGGUCCCCUUUACGUACGGCCUGCAGGCUGCCUUCCUGGUUGUGCACCCACAGACCUUAAGUUCACUUGGAGCAGCAGCUAUAAUAGCACUGAACGGUGUUGGAUAUUAUAUUUUCAGAAAAUCAAACUCACAGAAGAACCAGUUCAGACGAGACCCGACACAUCCAAGUGUUGCAAGACUGGAGACUAUUGCCACAGCAACAGGGAAACGGCUGCUGGUGUCUGGCUGGUGGGGUCUCGUUCGUCAUCCCAAUUACCUCGGUGACCUCCUCAUGGCCCUGGCGUGGUCCCUGCCAUGUGGAUUCUCACACCUCCUGCCUUACUUCUAUGUCAUAUAUUUCACCGUCUUGCUGAUUCACCGAGAGGACCGAGAUGAGAGACAGUGUCGGGCCAAAUACGGACUGGCGUGGGACACCUACUGCCGACGUGUCCCCUACAGGAUCUUCCCCUAUAUAUACUGAACAAGAAAGCAGAUGGGUGGAACAGGACCAACACUGUCUCACCAGAUCCUCUUCAUGUCCACACAAACUUGGCAAUAAAGAAAAAAUGUAAAUCCAUUUCCAAUCACACAGAUUACAAAUAUUACCCGGUGCUGCUGCUAUGGGGAUUCUGCAGGGAGCUCACAAUUUUAAUCUGCCUUGAUUCGUUAGGCUGCGGUUCAAUUACAAGAUGAUUUUCAAUGGAUCACUAUUUCUGAUUCAUUGCAUUUUGACUUUAAAACCUCACAGGAGUCUGAAAGAGGAUACACACUUCUCUAAAGCAUUCCAGCACAAAAGGCUAUAAAGCUGCAGUACAUCUGAAAACAGUGUCGGCCUUGUGGUUCUUUCCUCAUAAAAACGACACAAGUUGUUGUAAAAAUUAGAAGCAAAAACAUUUUAUUUCAAUGAGGAGAUAUUAUCCUAGAGAAAUAACAAUUACACUGCAUUUCUGUAUAAACACCAGUGCCUCUUUUUUGAUGAAAAGACUGGGCCACAGAAUUUUUACCAUGCUUGUUUUUUUUACAAUGUCUUCUUUUAUUAAGUGUGUUGUUGUCUGUGAAAUACAUCUGAAAUAAAACAAUAUAAAACAGCA
Epinephelus lanceolatus (giant grouper) is the source of this 1979-nucleotide messenger RNA. RefSeq names its product transmembrane 7 superfamily member 2 (gene tm7sf2). Gene Ontology annotation, biological process: cholesterol biosynthetic process. Gene Ontology annotation, cellular component: nuclear inner membrane; endoplasmic reticulum membrane. Gene Ontology annotation, molecular function: Delta14-sterol reductase activity. Lineage: Eukaryota; Metazoa; Chordata; Actinopteri; Perciformes; Serranidae. The record is from RefSeq and is a predicted model, not a curated record.